Messenger RNA from Gavia stellata (red-throated loon), 8118 nucleotides. RefSeq names its product MLX interacting protein (gene MLXIP). Gene Ontology annotation, molecular function: DNA-binding transcription factor activity, RNA polymerase II-specific; protein dimerization activity; RNA polymerase II cis-regulatory region sequence-specific DNA binding. Gene Ontology annotation, cellular component: nucleus. The record is from RefSeq and is a predicted model, not a curated record. Gene Ontology annotation, biological process: regulation of transcription by RNA polymerase II. The coding region runs from base 1 to 2751 and encodes 916 amino acids. The transcript is spliced from 17 exons. Lineage: Eukaryota; Metazoa; Chordata; Aves; Gaviiformes; Gaviidae.
AUGGCCGCCGACGUGUUCAUGCGGCCGGCGCGGCUCCUCGGGGCGGCGGGGCCGCUGUCCCCCCGCACGGAGCCCGACGAGGACUCGUCGGACACGGACGAUGGGGGCGCCUCGCCGGGCGGAGGGCGGCGGUGCGGGCCGCGGCGGGGGCAGCCCCCGGGCCCCCAGAUCAUCCACUCGGGCCACUUCAUGGUCUCGUCGCCGCACAGCGAGCACCCGCCCAAGAAGGGCUACGACUUCGACACGGUCAACGAGCAGACCUGCCAGACCUACCAGUUCGGGGCGGCCCGCGGCGCCGGCGGCGCCGGGGGGCGCCUCAGCAUCGACGCCUCCCUCACGAAGCUCUUCGAGUGCAUGUCCCUGGCCUACAGUGGAAAGCUGGUUUCACCAAAAUGGAAAAAUUUUAAAGGCUUGAAACUUCAGUGGAGAGAUAAAAUCCGUCUCAAUAACGCCAUCUGGAGGGCAUGGUACAUGCAGUACCUGGAGAAGCGCAAGAAUCCAGUGUGCCACUUUGUGACUCCGCUGGACGGCUCUGUUGAUGUCGAUGAACAUCGUCGGCCAGAGGCCAUUGCAACAGAAGGGAAAUACUGGAAACGAAGAAUUGAAAUAGUCAUCAGGGAAUACCACAAGUGGAGAACAUACUUCAAGAAAAGGCUACAGAAACAUAAAGAUGAAGAUCUUUCAAGUUUGGUCAGGGAUGAUGACGUGGUUCUCUGGCAAAAAAGAAGGUAUGGCAGAGAAACCCCUGUCCCUAUGGAGGAAGGCAGCCUCUUGGAUGCAGAUAUGCUUAUGUCCGAGUUCACCGACACGCUGUUCUCCACACUGUCUUCACAUCAGCUGGUUUCCUGGCCAAAUUCCAGGGACAUAGCACACUUAGGAAAUGCUGAUAUGAUUCAACCAGGGCUUAUUCCUCUCCAGCCAAAUUUUGAUUUUAUGGAUACUUUUGAGCCUUUUCAGGAUUUAUUCACAACCAGUCGUUCCAGUAAUUAUUUCCCUUCUGUGUCUGCUGUCAGCUCAGCUACAACAGACAGCAGCAGCCAUUCUUCCCAGUCUCCUGUCCCGCCGUCAGGUUCAUUGCCCAACACACUUCCAGCAGGAAACAUCAGUGAUGGACUGAUUGCUUCCUCAGUACCUGCUCCUGUCAUUCCUGAUGUUGGCACUGACCAGUGUUCCAGCAUUAGAAGCGGGGGAUCUUUCAUCCAGCCAGCGGACUUCACUCCUGACUCGUCUCUCAGCGGGCCACAAACUUUUAUGCCAGUGUUUCAGACACCCUUGCCACUGCUUCAACCUGCGACACAACAGCACCAGUCCCCGUUGCCUGCAGUGCCUCUGAAUUCUAGCUUAAGCUCUCCACCAGCUGCAUUUGCUGCACCAGAAACCCAGAAGUUUGGCCUCUGUGAAUCUACAGUUAUCACACACACAGCUUCCGCUACGUUGACCCACAAUGCCCCUGCCACCACCUUCAGCCAGAGCCAGAACCUUGUCCUGGCAACGCAGCAGCCGGGUGCAGGAGUGCCUUGUAACCUGGCUUUCCAGACUACUGUCCUGCAGGGACAGCCCCGUCCCCAGCUGCAGUCCCAACUGACAUUUGCACUCCCCAAAGCUGUUCCUCUGGCCAGUGCUGGGACAAGGCCCAAACAGUCACAGAAAAUAGUGCCUGCUCCGAAGCCUGAAACAGUGCCCUUAUUGUUAAAGAAUGCCUUCAUCACCCCAGCUGCCUUUCAGGGACAGUCCAGAGCUGUGAUUGUAACUCCAGCACCUUUAAAAAGAGAGGGGAUUUUGACGCCAGCCACGUCUCAGUCUAAUGUUGCAAUUGCACCAGCUGGAAUUGUCAGAGCUCCCGGGGUGACGGAGUUCCGUAGUAACAUUCUGGUUGGUCCAGCACAGCGAGCACCAAGUAGUCAACAAACCCAGUCCACAGUCUCACAUCUCUUCUCUCCUAGUGUAGUCCAGGAUGUGUUGGUGAAAGGAGAGCAAAUCCCUUCCCACAGUAGCAGUUCACAAGUUCCCUCACCUACACCUAGCCGAGACUGUCAGAAUUCAGGCCAAGCUUCCCCCUGCACCUCUGAGCAGAGCCCCAGUCCACAGUCUCCCCAGAACAGCUGCUCAGGAAAACCUGCCACUGACCCUAAUAUGGCUGCAUUUAAGAAUCGAAGAAUGAAGCAUAUUUCUGAACAAAAACGAAGGUUUAAUAUCAAGAUUGGUUUCAGUACUCUGAACAGCUUGGUUUCAGCCAACUCCAAGUCGAUCAGCCAUGCAAUCACGCUCCAGAAAACAGUAGAAUAUAUCGCUAAACUACAGCAGGAAAGAACACAGAUGCAAGAGGAAACCAGGCGCCUUCGGGAAGAAAUCGAGGAGCUAAACGCUACCAUCAUUUCUUGUCAACAGCAGCUCCCUGCUACCGGGGUUCCCAUAACACGGCAAAGAUUUAACCACAUGAGGAGGAUGUUUGAUGAGUAUGUGAGAAGCAGGACCCUGCAGAACUGGAAGUUUUGGAUUUUCAGCAUUAUUAUUAAGCCAUUGUUCGAGUCCUUCAAUGGGAUGGUUUCCACAACAAGCUUUAAGGAUCUGAAUCAAACUGCAAUGGCCUGGUUGGAUCAGCACUGUUCUCUUCCUGUUCUGAGGCCAAUGGUGCUGAACACCCUCCGGCAUCUAAGUACAACCACCUCAAUUCUGUCAGAUCCAUCAUGCCUGCCAGAGCAAGCCGCUGAGGCAGUUAACAAGAUGAACAAAACAGCUGGCGAAACCUAACAACCAAAGACAAUGAGUUGCUUACACAAGGGGUGGAGAACCUGCCAGUCUAGCAGCUUGGCGAGUCUCCUUUCAGUUGGUGCACUUUAGAAAGAAUUCUCUCCAUCACCCGAGACGUUGUUCAGGGCAUCUGGCUCUGCUUUCAGAAUAUGUGGAAGUAUGAUGCAACGUUGUCAUAAUGUUUUGAUUCCUCUUAAGUGCUGUGCUGUACUCCGUUAAGUGAGAAAACACCAAGCUCAGGUAAAUGUAGCAGGUGUGAGUCCUGCAGGCAGCAAUAUCUCUCCAUCAAUGCAGCAUGCAUCUAUAUGCAACAAACAUAUUUCUAUGAAACAGCUUCAAGUACUAAGUUCUCUGAAGUGUAAAUCUUGUACACCAAGGAAUGUUCUCUUAAAGGGGAAAUAUACUUUCGAUUUCAUGAAACAAAAUGUGCUUUUUAUUUUGUUUUCUGGUAUUCAGUUCCAUUUGUUUUACUUGAAUAGUGAAAAUUGUUAAACAGGAUCAUAUUACAAACCAAAGGAGAAGAAAAAUACGUCAAUGAUGUCAACUCAUGGCAAAAAUACUAGAAUUAAAAUCUCAGGCUAUGUUUUGUGUAUUUUUAUUUUAAUGAGUGUAUCAUUGCGUAUGAUCAGUUUCAAGACAUGCUUUAUUUUCUAGCAAAUAAAGUAGCUGUUUUUUAUUAUUUUUCCUCAUAUAGCCAUUGCAAGUGAGUAGCAGGCUGUGCAGUAAGUGCAAGAAAGCAGUUUUAGAUUGCAUAGAGAUUCUGCAAUUAGGAUAGAUACAUGAAUUUCAUACCCAUUUAAUCUAUGAACUGUUUUCUUGCGCUCUGCAGAGUUUAGCUGCCUUCCUCAUAAAAUGUGCGCAUAUAAAACACAUCCGUAGAUAAAUGUAGUCGCGCUUCAGAGACAAGAAUUGAGUUUGUAAUGUUAAGAAAUUGGCUUUUUUGUUAUCUCAGAAACUAUAUCAAACCACAUGGUCCUGUAGUCAGUUCUUUGCUUCUUUGUCUUUUUUGCUUGUUCUUUUUGCUUUCUGUCUGAAAAACCUGAAGGAUUUAUCUAAAUUUGGUUUGUGUGGGAAGGUUAUGUUCAACAUGAAUUAUAAAACAUAUAAAAAUAUGUUUAAAACCCAGAAUACUGCAUAACAUUUUUCUGUGACAGUCUCAGCAAGUACUGUGCUCUGCUGCAGAUAAACUUAGUCUCGUUACAGCAGUGCUAGUCUGUCCAUCCUGAGACAGCACUGGGAUAUUCAUUCCGGCUGAUUGUUCGUAGUCUGGAAUGAUCCUAUGACCCUUGUAUUUCCACUUGUUACUUGAUUCUGAUUCUUAAGAGCUAUGCAAACUGUGGGUAACGUUUCCGUUGUAUCUCCUCUGAGUAGUUUUCUUCCAGUUUCAAAAGCAGGCUGCCUGGAUGUGAUUAGCAGGCUAUCACAGUGCUAAAAUGAGGAGCAGCUUAAACAUUUGGGCAUUGCACAUGCUGAAAUGGGGUCAGUAGGUUCUCCUUCAGGGGAUGUAGUUUUUCUCAGCAUUGUCUCCCAUCUUCUCCAUUUGGUGGGCCAAAGUUUAAAAAGAGACAGUAGGCCUGGGGAGUAAGACUAAGCACAGGGAGUAUUUUUCUUUCUUCUGUGUCCUGAGAUUUUGCAGCUAAUGGCUUUCAUUGUAGAGUUCACUUAUGUGUGAGCAGGACUGUAGCAAGAAGAAAGCAUGAAAGGUUAACCCUCGGGCCCUCUCCCUGAACAGAGGUACUGUGAGUUGAGGAAUUGGGGGCUGGAGGGGACUGCUGGGGGGGAAAGGAGCCGAAGGGAAAGAAAAUGGCAUGAUCUAAGUACCGACAUGCCUUUCUGUAGCUGUGCAGACAAAUCAGGAGAUGCUCUAUUUUUAUUUUUUUUUAACAGUAGAUCUGACAUAUCAUUUGAAGUUUGUGGCACAUGUGAAAACCUAUGUCUCUGUGUCAGAACCAACAAAAAUCCAGGCCUCAGCUAAGGAAUGGUUUGUUGAAAUAGUGUAUAAAGGUUGUCAUAGUAAUUAAAUAGCGAGUAGAUUUUCUGGGGAGAUCUGUAUCUAGGCCUUUUGUACAUAAUGUUGUAAUCAAUUAAGCAAUAUUCUUUGGGAUGCAUCUGGAUAAAAAGUGUUGAAUAAGUGUAAAUUCUUUUUUAAAUCAGUGCUUUAAAUCCUCCCAUUUUUAUCAUUGAUUGUGAACUCAAUUCCAGUAAAGUCAUUUAACACUGUGAUUAGCUGGGGAGCAUCCCUCAAGUUCUUUCUUUACUGGGCCUAUCUCAUUGAGAUGCAUAGAUAUCUACAUGCGUAUUUGCAUGUUAAAAAUAUGUAUCCGGUUUUCUAGAAAGAAAUCAGUAGGCACAUUGUCCAAGAACAGACCCACUUGUGGUUUUGCUGUACUUUUCAGCUGAACAGAUUCUGUAAUGCCUCCCCUGCAGUGUGGUCUCCUGCUUGUCAGGCAGUGAUGGUGCUUGAUUUUUACCAUUACCGGUGUCAAUGACAUUAGAGUUUUGUCUCAACAAGCAAAGUGCAGUACAAGCACACUUCAAAGCCCAGGGAAGCCUGAUGACUUCUAAGCUUAAAUCCUAACAUCUCAGAUCUCCCUGACUGGCUUGGAAGCUGAAAGGGACCUUAAAGGAAUAGGAAAGGAUAGCGUGACUGAACUGCUAAAAAUUUUGUCCAUUAGCAGUUUUUAUCUGGGUGUGGAGCUGGUUACGAUUGGAGGGAAAGUGCUUAUUUUAAUAACCUGUGGUGGAGAAACAAGCUCAUGGCACUAUUAAAAGACUGCAGAUCUUAACAUAGUAAAGAGAAAAAAAUUCAAUCAAAGAUUGCUUACUUAAGCAAGAGUGUAGGAGGGAGGGAAGGAAAAGUGAAAAGAUACCUUCCAAGUAGUGCAAUUACCAGAAAUUAUGUGGCUGCUCUUUGAAGCAGUGAUUCAGUGUAUUUUUGUCACCCUAUUAUUGCAAAUCAAAAUUCUUUUCUUUUAUCAGUCAACCUUGUGAGGGGUGUGAUUUCACUUCAUUUGAAACACAGGAGGAAAAAGCUGUAUUAUGUCUCACAUUUGCACAGUAGAAGUACUGAGGAUUGGUAUGAAAAGAGAUUGACCACGUAUGUAUUAAUUCCUGCGUAGUUUUCCACUUUGGUUUAUGUUUGAACUACUUAGUCUGUCUUUCUUACCCAUUGAGGAGUCUAAAUACUAUAUUUCUUCAAAAAAAAAAAAAAUUGAUAACACUUUCUCCCCUAGUUUAAGUGGUCUAAUUUCCUCAGUGUCACCAAAGUAUACUUAAGCAAGCAAAACACACGGUGCCUAUACUCUACACAGCAUUACAGAUGGUGUGCAUCUGUCUUCAGUGAAUUGGUGCUAAGCUUUUUAAAGAAUCCUCAUAUAACUGAAUACAAGUCAUAUUCAGUCAAAUCCAACAUAUUUCACUCAAUAAGGAAGUGGCUACAUAAAAUAUUCAUGGCCUGUGAUAUGCACAAAGUCAAGCUGAGAUUGUCUAGCUCCUUCUGACCUUGAAUUCUCUUAAUCAGUAUAUUGUAGAUGGCCCACACCCCACACACAAGUUCUGGAGAACUUGUGCAUUAUCUGAUGUAGUUACUAGGCUUGUAUGAUGCUCCCUGUUAGCAGGAGGAAUAAGUGGUUAAAGUCCGGGAGCAAACUAGAAUUGAACGAAUUAAUGAGUCGUAGGAACAGAGACAAACGCAUGCUUCAUCUUGACACUCUGAUCUCUGUACAAAACCAAAGGAUUCUUCAUUAAUACCAUUUGACCCGAUUGGCAUGUUCUUCCAUGCUUUCCUAGAUCCCUCGAGAAGCCUUCUUUGAAGGGAGACUUACUAGAAUGUUUCCAUCUGUGCCUUAGAUCUUUGGUGUCCUGUAUGCAUUUGAUUUAUCUUAAGUCAUACAUUCUUCCCCCUAAUACAGUGCUAUGUGGAAAAUUCAGCGAAUUGACAAAGUGGGGCUUCCCUGGGUUUUAAGAGGAUUGUAUCUGUGUGACAUUACCACGUCCCUUUGAAACUGAGGUGGUGAAAAAUUGUGUGUAUGUAUGGAAAAAAUUGCUUCUUUCCUGCUCACUUCACCAUCCUCCUGUCCCAUGUACAUAGGCAUAUAUGCACACACGUACAUACUGUCAUACCAGAAGUUUGACAGAAACCCUGUAAACAUGCAGAUAUUUAAAUCUCUAAAUCUGGAAUUGCUUGAAAAGACAAAGGGCUGACAAAUUGCAUUGGAUUUUGUAUCUUUACUUACUAUCUUCAGGGGUUUUUUACAUUCCCUUGGGAGUGUGUGUCUGUAUGCAUGUGUGGUAGAGGUAAGAGGGGCAGGUAAAUUUUGUUUUGUUUGCUUUUAAAGCCCAGAACUCCUGAAGAGCAGUUUGAGAACAGGAGAGGGAAGCUCACUGCAGAAACAUUCAGUAAGAUAAUGCUUUUGUAGUACAAAUUAUUUGAAAGCUCUUUUACUUUCUUUGUUUCUGGAGUGGAUAAUUCUUGCCUUGAUGUUGCCAACAAGAAGAUACUGCUGAAAAUAGAAAGGGUUUUUAACUAUUUUGACCUUCUUUCUUUUUUUCUUUCUUUCUUGGUUCCUUUCCACCUUUAUUGCAUGGAAAAACAACCAAAAUCAAAAGGCUGAUGAUACCUGGUUUAGGUGCUUCAGGAAUUCGGUCAUACCGAUCUCGGAGGACUAUGGACAACUAUUGAUGAAUUCUAGGAGAUUUUUUUGAUUAGGUGAGACAACAGGACUUUUCCUAUUGCUCCUCCUCAAUUUAUACACUUGAGUUUCAGAGGAGAUCAUUUGUUUGGGGGGAUUUUCUUUUAUAGGGCCCCAGUAUUGUUCCCAUAACAUCAGUUUAGGCCUCAAGUUUCCUUUUGUUUCAUUCUUGGUUGGCUUUCAUGCUCGUUUAUUUACGUGUGUUAGAGCAGAAGUGGUAGUACCGAAUUGUAGAUUGAUCCGUAAAACUUUAUUCAGUUACAAAGAAACACAUCUUAGGUGUAUAAUAGAAUGACUUUCUAGCCAUUGUCUGAACUGCUUUUAUAUCUGAACUUUUCCAACAUGAAUAAGGUUUUGAAUCAAAAGAUAUCAAUGUUAGGAGCAAGCCUUUUAGUUAACAAUACAAUGAAUAAAUUGCUCUUUUUCUUCUUCUCACCUUGUAUUUAAAUGUGUUUUAAGUGAAUGGAGUUCAUUCCUGUUAAAAAAAAAAGGUAAAAAAAAAAGCUUGGAGGUAUGAGGACUUCAGGUUGUGCUCUUGCUUUGCCUAGGUUUCCUGUUCUGUUGCAUGACACAACUUCAGUUGUGCUGUUGAUAUGUAGCACUUUUCAGUAGGUCUGUUAAAUUGUGCAAUGCAUUUUUUAUAUUUACAACCAAAACAAUAAAGGUUAUUUUUUGG